AUGUAUCCGACACUGACGCCUGUAGGAAAAAGCUCGCAUUGGUACACUGAAAAGCAAACUGUCCAAGACAAGGCGCUGGAGAUAGCGUAUCUGGAGGAUAAAAUGGAAGCAAAAAGGUUGAAUGACAUCCAGGUGGGUAUUCCCAUCUUGAUCCGUGGCCAGCCUAUCCUACCCUCGAAGAUGACCAACGUCAAUGGAGACAAAGACGAAGAUGAAGAAGAGCCUAUGGAGGAAGAGGUGGUUGACGAUGAUGGGCUUGAUGAGACGGAUCUUUCAGCAUCCCAUCUCCCAACUGACAACGAUGAUUUCCACAACCCCAUGUAUGACCAGCAGCAGCAGCAGCCUCAAGACGAUGAUGAAGACGACGGCACGCAACCACAUACAUUCCGUUAUGCAAGGUACGACUCGGAUGAAUCUCCUUGA
This is a messenger RNA of Mucor velutinosus, 423 nucleotides long. RefSeq lists its product as uncharacterized. NCBI's taxonomy places the organism in Eukaryota, Fungi, Mucoromycota, Mucoromycetes, Mucorales, Mucoraceae. The record is from RefSeq and is a predicted model, not a curated record. The transcript has a single exon. The coding region runs from base 1 to 423 and encodes 140 amino acids.